Haplochromis burtoni (Burton's mouthbrooder) is the source of this 791-nucleotide messenger RNA. Its product is annotated as cysteine-rich venom protein. The transcript is spliced from 8 exons. The record is from RefSeq and is a predicted model, not a curated record. Lineage: Eukaryota; Metazoa; Chordata; Actinopteri; Cichliformes; Cichlidae. The coding region runs from base 33 to 743 and encodes 236 amino acids. Gene Ontology annotation, cellular component: extracellular region.
UCUUGCAGUCAUUGACAGUCUUAGAUUAAACAAUGACGUUUUACACUUUUCUUCUGCUGUGCGCUCUGGGCCUCACUGCAGUCCUUCAGGUGCCUGGCACCUUGGGGCAGGUGACCACUACGACUGAGAAGAAUGAGAUUGUGAACAAGCACAAUACUCUGAGGGGGAAUGUUCAGCCUACUGCGAGCAACAUGUUGAAGAUGAACUGGAACAAUGAGUCUGAAGCCACUGCUCAGAGAUGGGCUAACACCUGCUCCAUGAAGCAUAGUCUUGCCAGCGACAGAGUGAUCAGCACCAGCGGCUGUGGGGAAAAUCUGUACAUGUCCAGCUUUCAGAACACCUGGAGCAACGCAAUCCAGUCCUGGUAUGACGAGGUGAAGGACUUCAGCUAUGGAGUGGGAUCUAUCAAUGGAGGAGUGGUGGGACACUACACACAGGUUGUUUGGUACAGGUCUAAUCAGAUCGGCUGUGCUAUGGCCUACUGUCCCAACUCUGCUUACAAGUACUUCUACGUCUGCCAUUACUGCCCACCUGGAAACUACCAGUUAACCCAACCCUACAAGAAAGGACCCUCCUGCGGUGACUGUCCCAACGCCUGUGAAAACAACCUGUGCACCAACCCCUGUCCCUUCUCUGAUAAGUACAGUAACUGUCCCCAGCUGAAGCAGCAGUGGGGCUGCAACAACCCAAAUGUUGCCUCUUGGUGCCCCGCCUCCUGUAAAUGCACCAAUCAGAUUAUCUAAAUGCCCCAUGUCCAAAUGUGUACUGAUUGGUCAGCUUCAAUAAAGAUA